Molecule: messenger RNA, 1096 nt
Organism: Saprolegnia diclina VS20
Lineage: Eukaryota; Oomycota; Saprolegniomycetes; Saprolegniales; Saprolegniaceae
Exons: 6
Coding region: 34-546 (170 amino acids)
Biological process (GO): alpha-tubulin acetylation
Cellular component (GO): microtubule
Molecular function (GO): tubulin N-acetyltransferase activity
Source: RefSeq, a predicted model, not a curated record
CUGGAAUGGCGUGGGAUUAGCUGUCCUGCCAGCAUGCGCUGCUGCACCUUGGACGAGCUGCUGGCGACGCUGCCGUCGGACCGCGAGCGACUGGAAGCGCAGAUCGACCGCUUGGGCGAGCAAUCGGCCGAGGCGCAAGGCUUGCGCCAGCCCAUCACGUCCAUGGUACUCGUGCAAUCGCCCAAGAGCCUUGACGAAGGCCAUAUCGUCCACGUCCUCGUCGACGAUCGGCAAAAUGGCGAGAUUGUGGGGUACCUCAAGACGGGUACCAAGCACCUCUACUACAUGACAGCUGCAGGAGCAUACAAGGAGAUGGACCCGGUCUGCGUCCUUGACUUUUACGUCGUCCAGCAGCGCCAUGGCCACGGCGCAAUGCUCUUUCGAUCGAUGCUCGAGCGGCUCCAACUACGCGCCAAGGACCUUGCGUACGACCGGCCGUCGCCCAAGCUCGGGCCCUUCCUCGCCAAGUACUUCGGGCUGCGCUCGUUCGUACCGCAGAGCAACCGCUUUGUGCUCUUCGACGCAUAUUUCGAAACAACCCAGUAGUGUUGUAUAGCAAAUCAUUACACGGACGCCAGAAACGCAAGGAGCUUCGUGUCUUCGUCCUCGGGCUCCUCGGGCUUGGACGGGUCAUAGCACGCGCGGAUCUGCGCACCGCCAAACCACCGGCCGUUCAUGACCUCGAGGCACUUGAUCGCACUGGGGAGCGCUUCAAACUCGACGGCCACCACUUGCUGCACUCCAUCUGCAAGUCGUCUUCCAAGUCCAAGUUCUCUUCGUCGUCGCCAUCGUCGACAAUGUUGUACAAGAGAAUCGAGCGGGACGGCGUCUCGAGCACGUGCUCGUCCGUGGGCGGAAGCUCGGGCGGACCGACGACGGGUGCAGCGGCUACUGCCGCUGCUGCAUUUCGUUGAGAAACGCUGUGACUGCGUCGGCGCCUUCGGCCAUCGGCGGCGGCUCAAGCGGCGCAAGAGACGGCUCCACCUCUUCCUUCUUGUUGAACUCGGCCGCCUUUGCACUAGACGUCCAUUAGCGUAAGCAGAGAUCGGAUCGCGUAAUGUCGUACGUGAUGCGAACACCAGGCUUGAUCUCUGCA